Molecule: messenger RNA, 1545 nt
Organism: Pyricularia pennisetigena
Lineage: Eukaryota; Fungi; Ascomycota; Sordariomycetes; Magnaporthales; Pyriculariaceae
Exons: 1
Coding region: 1-1545 (514 amino acids)
Source: RefSeq, a predicted model, not a curated record
AUGUCCAAACGAACGGUAUAUACAGAAAUCAGCCCCCUCCCGCCAAACACUUCACGGGAGGUCGUUUUGGACUUUCUCCAUGAUCAUUUGGGCAUGAUCGAUUUGAAUCCGCUGGUCAAAGAGAGACAUCCCAUCCCGCCACCCGCCGGCGCGAGGCCGGAAGAGAAACAUUUGAGCUGGUAUUCGUUGACGGACAAAAUAUCCUACCUUCCGGGCGGCUUGGCCACGGGGGACAUUUCAUACACGGCCGUCUUCAACGACCUCCCCAACGGACUACAGACGCACUGCUGGGCGCCGCUGGGCGUGGAGAUCCGCAGCAGAUGGACCCUCAACGGGACCCUGCCCGGUGAACCCCCCGAGAGGGUUGAGCUGGGCAUAGACGCCCCAGCGACGGGGCUGUAUAUACGGGAGGACGUCGAGCUGCGCUGCAACAUCCUCAUGGCCGGCUUCAUCAAAAGGACCACCAAGAAGGCGCACCAAACCUUGGUCGAGCAGGUCGCGGCCAAGGCCAAGGCUUCCGCCGACCUGGAUGCCACUACGGCAGCCGCCUCCACGCCCGGGUCGGCCGCUCUGCGUGGAAAUGGCGCCGCUCGGUUCAGCGACUAUGGCCAGGUGCGCAGCGCUGCGGAGCAUGCUUCUGUCGACGGCGCGGGACUGGGGCGGGAUACUCGAGGAGACCAGGGCGGCUGGCGGGCACACGGCCACAGCUCGAGCGACGGCGAUUUGACCAAGAUGAUGCCGGAAGCCAUCGAGCUGCCGGCUUCGUUUUCCUUUGGCUCCGAAUUCCGACCCCCGAACACGCCGGCCUCCCGACAGCCACGGCGCUUCUCCGCCAUGCCGCCACCAUCCUCUAGCAAUUCGACGGCGGCACCGCUCCCAUCCAAGUCCUACUUUUCCCCGCCGCCGCCGCCGCCGCCGUCGUCGUUCCUCGCGCCCCCGCCGCGGCCACCCGCGCCACACAACCUACCCAACGACACGCAGCGCCGGUCUUUCGACUCGGCAAGCGAGAGGCUGUACAUGCCCUACAACCCUACCCAGUCGACGACCGCCGCCCGGGCAACGGCGCACCUUACGUCGCUCUUCCCCCCCUCGCCGUCGACCAGCUCCAGCGUCGACAGCGAUGAGGACUACCUCGGCGACGGCGGCGAGUGCGUCGACAGGGCGGCCCUCUACCCGAACCCGCUGUGCGUUCAAAAAAAACCGUCGGCGGUUCCGGCCCCGAGUCCUGCUGCUGCUGCCGAUGUUACUACUUCUUCUUCCAUCACACCAGCCAUGCCGCGGUCUAGAGCGUACCCGGAGAUGAGCCCGUACUCGGACUCCGAGGACGAGAAGACCGGCAGUGCGUCGUUGCCAUCCCCGCCUGCUUCCGUCGUCGCUGCUGCGGCUGGCGUCGGCACAUACGGCCUGCACCCGGCGCCCCUCAGGCCGGGCUUCAGGGGGGCGGCACCGCUGGCCCAGCCGGCCGGCGAGGUCCCGGCUGCUUUGCGUCCUGGGACCUCGCCUACCAUCAAUUUUACGUCCUCGUGGCGACAUGAUUUGAAAUGA